Messenger RNA from Canis lupus familiaris (dog), 2251 nucleotides. It is a transcript of the gene FASTKD4, whose product is annotated as transforming growth factor beta regulator 4. The record is from RefSeq and is a predicted model, not a curated record. The transcript is spliced from 11 exons. Lineage: Eukaryota; Metazoa; Chordata; Mammalia; Carnivora; Canidae. Gene Ontology annotation, molecular function: RNA binding. Bases 180 to 2075 code for a protein of 631 amino acids. Gene Ontology annotation, cellular component: mitochondrial matrix; ribonucleoprotein granule. Gene Ontology annotation, biological process: mitochondrial RNA processing; regulation of mitochondrial mRNA stability.
CGGCGGACCGCGGCGCGGCUCGCUUCCGGCGGCGCUCCGAAUGACGUAAGAGCGCGCCGAGCGGCGUGGCCCUGGGACGCUGCGGGGGCACAUGGAGGUCAGCGGCGGUGCUGGCGGCCGCGGUGUAGGGCUGUGGAACUGCCGGCUAGGAGUCUCAGCUGCCUGCCCCCCGGGCCGAGAUGGCAGUUCGCCUGGUGAAGCGAUGCACCUGCCUCCUGAGGGGGGCCAUGCUCGAGGCCCCUGCCCUGGCUCCGGGCUGCGGACUCCGACUUAGCAGGGUCGCCCCCAGGGUUCUGACGUCCUCAGCUACCUCGCCCAGUUCCCACUUCCCAGGUCCCUUAUCGGGGCUUGUGGAGAAGGAACGGGCAUUCGCCGCCAACUCAGAGCACCAAGAUGUGGACCAGCUCAUCGAGAAGGCUACUCGGCCUGAGGAGCUGCUGGAGCUCUUUCGUGGUGGUCACUGCUUGCACGAGAACCAUGCAGCCCUCAUCCUCAUCCAGCUCUCUCGCCUGCUGGCCAACAAGCCAGAAGACAAGAAGGCAUUGCUUCUGCAGGAUGCCCACUUCCAGCAGCUGCUUCAGCUGGUCAAUAGCCAGAUAACCUCCGUGUGGCACGGGAUCCUCGUGAAGCUGCUCCGGAGCCUCUAUGCGCUGGCGCUCCCCGGGGCCUGCAAGGAGCUGCAGUCGGUGGAGCAGGAGGUCCGCUGGCGCCUGCGCAGGCUUAAGUACAGGCACCUGGUCUUCCUGGCGGAGUCUAGUGCCACCUACAUGCAGGAGCGGGACUCCCAGGAGCUGCUGGCUGAGCUGCUUGUGCACCUGGAGCGGCGAUGGGCAGAAAUCGAGGAUUGCCGCAUGGUAGUGUCCAUGAUGGCCAAGAUAGGGCACCUCUCGGAGCCACUGAUGAACCGCCUGGAAGACAAGUGCCUGGAGCUGGUGGAGCAGUUUGGCCCCGACGAACUACGGAAGGUGCUGUUGACGCUAGCCACUCAGAAUCGGCGGUCAGUGCCCUUGCUGCGGGCCAUCUCUUACCACCUGGUCCAGAAGCCCUUCCCCCUGACGAAAGGCAUCCUCCUGGACCUGGCUUACGCCUAUGGCAAACUCGGCUUCCAGCAGACCCAGGUGUUCCAGCGCCUUGCAUCUGACCUGCUGCCCCGUGCUCCCAGCCUGACAUCCAGCGAGGUGGCCCGCUGCACCAAGUCCUUCGCCCUCCUCAAGUGGGUCAACGGGCCCCUGUUUGAGGCCUUCGUCCAGCACAUCCUAGACAGAGCCCAGACUAUCACUGGGCUACACCUGUGCAACAUGCUCCUGGCCUUCGCGCAUCUGAACUUCCACCCGGAACAAGAGGACCAGUUCUUCUGCUUGGUCCGUGAGAAGCUGGGCUCAAUGCUGUCGGGCCUGCCCCCAGCCCUGCAGGUGGACGUGGUGUGGGCUCUGUGCGUGCUGCAGCAGGUGCAAGAGGCAGAGCUGCGGGCUGUGCUGUGCCCUGAGCUGCAUACCCAGUUCCUAGGGGGCGGGUCCCCAAAACAUCAGAGCACCUUUCAGAAGCUGCUGCACAUCAACGCUACUGCCCAGCUGGAGUAUCCCGAGUACACGGGCCCCCUCCUUCCGGCCUCUGCUGUGGUCCCCAGGCUCUCAGCCUUAGACAGGAAGGUGACCCCUUUGCAGAAGGAGCUGCAGGACACACUGAGGGGGCUGCUGGGGAGCAAGGGCAGCUUCAUGGUGCCCACGCAGUACGGCUGGGUCCUGGACGCUGAGGUAGUGUUGGACCCAGAUAGCCAGUUCCUGCCCCCGAGGGACUUCGUGGCCCCCCAUCUUGCCCCACCCUCCGGGAGCCAGCCGUUGCCUCCUGGAGCCAAGAGGCUGGCCUUCCUACGCUGGGAGUUCCCCAACUACAGCAGCCGGAGCCGAGACUUGCUGGGGCGCUUCGUGCUGGCCCGGCGCCAUGUGCUGGCCGCUGGCUUCCUGGUGGUGGAUGUCCCGUACUACGAGUGGCUGGAACUCAAGUCUGAGUGGCAGAAAGGCGCCUACCUGAAGGACAAGAUAAGAAAAGCAGUGGCGGAGGAGCUGGCCAAGUGACCUGUCCUGAGCCGUGAACUGCGUUUCCCCAGGGUGGGGCCAGGUUCCCCCAGAGGCCUGGCCAUGGCCACUCAUGGACACACGUCCCUGUGGGGCUUGCCCAGAGAGGAGUGCUGGCCGGCAGCUCUUGCCUCUUGUGGGCAAUAAACCUAGAAUUUCAGUUUUCAACACCAGAA